UGUUAUUGCUAAACAAGCCGGAACGCAUUUUUGCCCUCAACGCUAGGGCACCGAUUUUGUGUCCGGAAUCCGUUGUUUCCUUGCUUGCUCUUACUUUGCUUACGGCAACAUCUAACUCUAAGGCGCCCUAACAAUCGGUACAGCGGCGAGAACGAGCGCCGUAAACAUAAACUUCAUCCCGAACCCUUUCCCAGAGGCUGGCCGCGUGCACGUGUGUAAUUUUGUAGCUGCCUGCGCCGCACAGGGCCAGCGAAACGAACGAGACCCAAUACUGCCAAAGGAAAUCGGUACCUGUUUCGCACGUACUACAGGAUGAUGUGUAUGGCCACAUUAGCAACAAAACAAGCUCUGUAACGACAAAAGACAAAGGCCCACAGAAUGGAAGAAAGUUUAACUAACACUGUUAGGGAUGAACCCGUCAUCCGGCAGGAUACCACGACGAUGGAGACAGACUGUCCAAAAGAUGAGCAGUGCCCGAUAGUACCCGAGCCGGACAAGAUCCCGACCGUGCCGGAAGUGGCGCAAAAUCAAUCCACACUCGAAGUCCCACCGGAAGCCGACCGAAGCGACGAACCGGACAAAGCAAACGGCACCCUCUCCAAGCGGCAGCGCAAAAAGCUGCUCAAGCUAGAGAACUGGGAGCAGCGGAAAAAGGAAAAGCGCCUGAAGGAGAAGGAAAAGAUGAAGGCGAAGCGGCUGGAAGCGAUCCAGCAGGGGCUGCCGGUGCGCACCGGGCCGAGCCGGAAGGAGCUGAAGCGGCGAAAGGUGAGCUACGCCGAGGCGACGAUCGAGGUCGCCGUCGACCUGAGCUUCGACCAGCUGAUGAUCGACAAGGAUGUGGCCAAGUGCGUGAAGCAGCUGCUGCGCAUGUACACGCUGAACCGGCGCUCGGCCCGCCCGGUGCCGCUGCAUUUCGUCGGGAUCGAGCCGGGCGGUGCGGUCGAGCGGCAUCUCGCCCGCAACGAUGGCUACCGGCACUGGGACGUGCGGUUCAGCAGCGAGCACUUUAUGCAGCUGUUCAAGCCGUCCCGCAUCGUCUACCUGACCAGCGAGUCGGAGCACGUGCUCGAGCGGCUCGAGGAGGGUUGCGUGUACGUGAUCGGCGGGCUGGUCGAUCACAACCAGCACAAGGGCCACUGCUACCAGCUGGCGCAGCAGCACGGCAUCCGGCAUGCCCGGUUGCCGCUCGCCGAGCAUCUGGUGAUCAAGACGCGCACCAUCCUCACGAUCAACCAGGUGUUCGAGAUACUGCUGAACGUGCACAUGGGCAAGGAGUGGCAGCAGACGCUGCUGGACGUGCUGCCGGCCCGCAAGGGCGUCACGCCGAAAACGGUGCCGGUGGCCACGGAGCAUGGUGCGAAAGCGCCGGAGAGUGGCAAUGCGGAGGACUGCCAGGCAACCGCCGAGCAGAGCGGUUGAACAGUUUUGCUGGUUGAAUUGUACAGAAUCAGGUUUUUUCUUCUUAAUAUUUUUAAUAGCCUUUAUAAGUCUCGGUACAUUGCGUAUCUGAGCGAUGGAAAGUUAAAAUAGUUUAAAUUCUUUUAGCAGGAUUAUAAACAAAUGUGUCCUUCUCUGACGUUGCAGUAAAUGCCAUGUUGGUUUUACUCACUUGCUAGUUUUACAUUCGAAAGUAGUGCAUUUAAAUAAGCUUAUUUCAACGCAUUUCGCUCAAUCGAUAAAAAGCAAUGGCAAAUGGAGCCAGAAAAAUGUGCAAUAGAAAGGAAAAACACGUUAGCGAAAGAUAGUUGAUAGACAUUUCACCAACGAAUGGUGCUGUCCAUGUAGCAAUUGGUUUUUGGAGCGCAUGCUGCAUGUAACAGCUCCUUCCCAGCAUAAAUAAUUUGUCAUUAGAAAAACAAAUUUUCAAGAUCUACAAUUACUUACUUAUCCGGCGUUACAACCGCUUUGCGGCGUUGGCCUACCUCAGGAGUGUCCGAAACGCUUAUUUCAUUUAAUGAAAAUUUUCAGAGACAACAGACAACUGUGCUUUACACAAAUAUUCAAACUUUCAAGCCAAUUGGAUACCUUUUAAUCGGUUUAGCCGGGUGCCUGGAAUAGGAUUAAGGGUUGCCGAGAUUCCCGGUCCAAAUCAGAGAUAGUACAGCACAACAGCCGCCAUAAACAUAGUGUCUUGCCUUGCAUAAUGUCAAAUUUUUAAUGUAUGCAGACGAGAUCAAAAUGUAGUUUCCCGUAAAUGAAUCAGCAAACCUUCAGGCGACAUUAGAAUCGUUCAAUGUGUGGUGUAAUCGUAAUGCGUUAAGUCUUUGCGUUGAAAACUGUGUCGUUUUCUCGUGCACGCAUCUCUCUUAUAAGGAAUCUUAUAAGGAACCAUGUCAUCGCUGGACAAGCCUUACAACGCAGUUCUGCAAUAAUCCUGAUGAUCCUGGUGUAAUACUUGACGACAAGCUUUGUUGCACGCAACACUACGAAGGGAUCAAUAGAUGGUCAAACUGAAGCCUAGGAUCCAUUUUUAAAAUUACGAGAGACGGUUCUUUCGAGCCAAUAACGGCAAUGUCCGGCGUAAUGAACAGCAUGUUUGAACCUUUCGACUUUCAUGAGAAUAUCAACAUCAUUUGUUUGUACGAAUUUUAUCAGUUCAAUCAAC
Molecule: messenger RNA, 2605 nt
Organism: Anopheles merus
Lineage: Eukaryota; Metazoa; Arthropoda; Insecta; Diptera; Culicidae
Product: tRNA methyltransferase 10 homolog A
Exons: 3
Coding region: 379-1419 (346 amino acids)
Biological process (GO): tRNA N1-guanine methylation
Cellular component (GO): nucleoplasm; nucleus
Molecular function (GO): tRNA binding
Source: RefSeq, a predicted model, not a curated record